Messenger RNA from Erpetoichthys calabaricus (reedfish), 18024 nucleotides. RefSeq names its product voltage-dependent R-type calcium channel subunit alpha-1E (gene cacna1ea). Gene Ontology annotation, molecular function: high voltage-gated calcium channel activity. Gene Ontology annotation, biological process: chemical synaptic transmission; calcium ion import across plasma membrane. The transcript has 45 exons. The record is from RefSeq and is a predicted model, not a curated record. Bases 928 to 7440 code for a protein of 2170 amino acids. Gene Ontology annotation, cellular component: neuronal cell body; membrane; voltage-gated calcium channel complex. Lineage: Eukaryota; Metazoa; Chordata; Cladistia; Polypteriformes; Polypteridae.
CGGCCGUCGUACCGCUCUAGGAGGGUGUGCUGGUGCCAUGGCAGCUGUGCCCGAGGGCUUGUCGUUUUCCUUUUAUAGUUGCCUGCCUGCCGUUGCGCUUUGUACUAAUCUGGCCAUUCAGGUUUUUAAUUACUGAAGGUGCAUUUCUGCAUUGAAGCGAUAAACUGUGAAGGGCAGUUCGAGGCGCAUGGAGGCCGUGGCGUUUGGCGGGCCGCGGCUCGCGGACCCCCAGCCUUCUCUAUUUAUAGGCAGCAUGGCCCAGCACCACUUAGCGCCGCUUCCUAAUUGGCCUCCACAGUUUCUAAGGCAACUGCAUGCAAUCCUGAGAGCCAGAAGUUAGCAGGAUGAAGCAGAUGGCAUUUGUUAGCAGCGGUGAUUAAUCAAAGACAGCCUUACCUCCGCAGCCGCCGCUCCUUCUAGUUCAGAGUUUCUUUUGCACGCCCAGCACUCUCUGCUCAAAAGCCCACCUUCAUGUGAUAGUAUGAGACCCUCAUGCCUCACCAGUCUCCACACGGGUGACGCCCACCUCCACAUCCCAUGCUGUCUUGCAUUAGGUUGCCCCCUAUGGAGGGCGAUUUCUUAACUCAUGCCCAUUAAUUUGGAGCGCCCGGUUAGGUUGAUGGUGCCAGUGGGCUUGCUGGUUCUUAUGAAUUCUGCUCAAUCUUCAGCUUCGAGACGGAUGAUUCUGAGCUUGGCGAUGGGUGCCGGUGGUAUUCUUACAGUUCCCUGAAUCCUUUUAAGGUUGCGUUGAGCAGCUCUGGCAGGUACUUGUUGGGCUGCAUUGGCCGAUUGAAUCCUGUUGGCGUUUGGGCAGGUGAGAAGUCAUCUGCCCGCUUCUGCUCUCCUGCCGACCUGCCUAUGUGUGUUUUUGCUGUUGUCCGUACUCCUCAUGGUUCUCCUUGACUCUCCUGCACUCCAUUUGAAUACAUGAUCUUGGCCACCAUCAUCGCCAACUGCAUCGUCCUGGCCCUGGAGCAGCACCUUCCUGGAGAAGACAAAACGCCCAUGUCCAAGCGGCUGGAGAAGACGGAGCCAUAUUUCAUUGGAAUCUUUUGUUUCGAAGCUGGAAUCAAAGUAAUCGCCCUGGGAUUCGUGUUUCACAAAGGCUCGUACCUGCGCAACGGCUGGAACGUGAUGGACUUCAUUGUGGUCCUCAGUGGCAUCUUGGCAACAGCGGGCGCUCACAUCAACACACACGUGGACCUGCGCACCCUGCGAGCAGUUCGAGUCCUCCGGCCCCUCAAGCUGGUGUCUGGAAUCCCGAGCCUGCAGAUUGUCCUGAAGUCCAUAAUGAAAGCCAUGGUGCCUCUUCUCCAGAUUGGCCUGCUCCUCUUCUUCGCCAUUCUCAUGUUUGCCAUCAUCGGCCUGGAGUUCUACAGCGGAAAGUUGCACAAAACCUGCUACAAGUUUGCCAACCUGACAGGGUCCAAUUACCGGGAGCCAUACGAGACAGAGUACCCCUGCGGAGAGCGGAAGUGCCCCCCAAACUACGCGUGUGAAGAGCUCUGGAUCGGCCCCAACGAUGGCAUCACCCAGUUUGACAACAUCCUGUUUGCCGUGCUAACCGUCUUCCAGUGCAUCACAAUGGAGGGGUGGACCACCGUUCUCUAUAACACCAACGAUGCCUUAGGCUCGACUUGGAACUGGCUCUACUUCAUCCCGCUUAUUAUUAUCGGCUCCUUUUUCGUUCUCAACCUGGUGCUGGGAGUUCUCUCAGGUGAAUUUGCCAAAGAAAGAGAGCGAGUGGAGAACCGCAGGGCCUUCAUGAAACUUCGAAGACAACAGCAGAUCGAGCGGGAGCUCAACGGCUAUCGAGCCUGGAUAGACCGAGCAGAGGAAGUCAUGCUGGCCGAAGAAAACAAAAAUUCAGGCACAUCCGCGCUUGAUGUGCUCAGGAGGGCCACCAUCAAGAAGAGCCGCAUGGAGGCCAUUCAACGGGAGUCCAGCGAGGACCAGUAUGCUGAUAUCUCCUCUGUGGGGAUGCCCCUGUCAAGAGCCAGCAUUAAGAGCACCAAAGUGGAUGGCAGUUCCUACAUCCGACGGAAGGAGCGCUUUCUGCGGAUAUCCGUCCGUCACAUGGUCAAAUCCCAUGCCUUCUACUGGACGGUGUUGAGUUUGGUUGCCUUAAACACCCUUUGCGUUGCUAUUGUCCACCACAACCAGCCUUACUGGCUCUCCACUUUGCUUUAUUAUGCAGAAUUCAUCUUCUUGGGCCUCUUUCUCACCGAGAUGUUUUUGAAAAUGUAUGGCUUGGGACCGCGACUCUACUUCCACUCUUCCUUCAACUGCUUCGACUGUGGGGUGAUUGUGGGCAGUAUCUUCGAGGUGGUUUGGGGAUUCUUCCGACCAGGAAUGUCAUUUGGAAUAAGUGUUCUAAGAGCACUGCGGCUGCUGAGAAUAUUCAAGAUCACAAAGUACUGGGCUUCCUUGAGGAACCUAGUCGUGUCCCUGAUGAACUCCAUGAAGUCCAUCAUCAGCCUUCUCUUCCUGCUCUUCCUCUUCAUCGUUGUCUUUGCCUUGUUGGGAAUGCAGCUGUUUGGUGGCAGGUUCAUUUUCGAUGAUUACACUCCAACCAACUUUGAUACUUUCCCCGCAGCGAUAAUGACAGUUUUUCAGAUUCUCACCGGCGAGGACUGGAACGAGGUGAUGUACAAUGGGAUCCGGUCUCAAGGGGGCGUGAAGUCUGGAAUGUGGUCCUCCGUCUACUUCAUUGUCCUCACACUCUUUGGAAACUAUACUCUUCUAAAUGUUUUCUUGGCCAUCGCUGUGGACAAUCUGGCAAAUGCUCAGGAGCUCACCAAGGAAGAACAGGAGGAAGAGGAAGCCUUCAACCAAAAGCAUGCCUUGCAAAAGGCAAAGGAGGUCAGCCCCAUGUCGGCCACCAACAUGAUGGCUUCCGAGAAAAAACCCUUUCUCUCUUUCCGAGAGUGUCCUAGGAAAAGGACAUUCCGCAGAAAUAGGCACAGCAUUAGUGUCGAAGCUGUCGGAAAUUUAGAAGCCCUCCACAACAGCCAAACACUCACUGCCCCUAACUAUUUUCUGUCCAGAAGGGAAAGGAGAAGGAGGCUAACCAUGUCAGUGUGGGAGCAGAGAACCAGCCAGUUGAGGCGUCAGAGGCAAAUGUCGAGCCGCGAGGCCCUUUACUCGAAACCAUUAGAUGAGCUAGACAGGGGUGCCAGCUACCAUCGUCACAGGAAGCUAGGGGCAAACGAGAGCCUGCGUCGGCCUGCCGAACCCCGGCCGCAAGAGGCGGAGGGGCAGCCGGAGAAGAAGGAAAACCGAGGGGUGAACAAUCACUCUCAGGCCGGCAAAGAAGAGAGACAAAGCCCUAGGGCUAAUGGUGAGCGAGGCCACCGGUCCACUCGAAGGUCACGAGGUCCUCUGCCAGAAGGCUUGACCCCAGAGGAAGGGGCAAGACUAAGACACGGCAGCAAACACCACCACCGGGAGCGCCCAGAGGACAAAUCAAAGGACUCCUCUCACAGCGAGGACAGCCGCUCCGUGAGCAGGGAGAGGCAGGUGGAUGAAGUGGAGAAGGAAGUGACGGAGCCUGAGAGUCAAGGGGACAAGCCAGAGCCCGAGGGCGAGUCGAGGUUGAACGAAGGUGUGCCGCUCUUUAGUGAGUCAAGGCCGGUGAUGAGCUUGCCAAAAGUGACAGAAGAAGAGAAUCCUGAGACCCUCUCAGACACCAAAGCUCCUCUCCAGAUGCCAGAAGAACAAAUUAGUCAACAGGCCGGCUCCCAGGGCACAGGAGGCACAAGUGAACCUGGCAAUGCCCCCUGCUUGCUCAACCUUGAGAAACCCCCAGUUCAGACCAGUAUUGUAAUUGAGGUCGGCGAUCUGAGAAACCCCCUGGAGUUGAGCCCAAUGACAGCCAACAGUAAGAACACGGAAGCUUCCAGUGACACAAAGCAAGAGGAAGGUCUGAGCGGGCCAAAGUCGACAGCAAAUCAGAGCAUGUUCCUGUUCAGCACUACGAAUCCAAUCAGAAGAGCCUGCCAUUAUGUGGUGAACCUGCGCUACUUUGAGAUGUGCAUCCUGCUGGUGAUUGCGGCGAGCAGCAUAGCACUAGCAGCAGAGGACCCGGUGGCCACCAACUCGGACUGGAACAAAGUACUACGCUACUUUGAUUAUGUUUUCACUGGGGUCUUCACAUUUGAAAUGAUCAUUAAGAUGAUUGAUCAGGGCUUGAUCCUUCAUGAAGGGUCAUACUUCCGAGACCUUUGGAAUAUCCUGGACUUCAUUGUCGUGGUGGGAGCACUGAUUGCCUUUGCACUAGCAACCAACAAAGGCCGAGACAUCAAAACCAUCAAGUCCCUCCGUGUCCUGAGAGUCUUAAGGCCCCUCAAGACCAUAAAGCGACUACCAAAACUGAAGGCCGUAUUUGACUGCGUUGUGACUUCACUAAAGAACGUCUUCAACAUCCUCAUCGUCUACAAGCUCUUCAUGUUCAUCUUUGCCGUCAUCGCCGUCCAGCUGUUCAAGGGAAAGUUCUUCUACUGCACUGACGGCUCCAAGGACACAGAAAAGGAAUGCUUGGGUUACUACAUUGACUAUGAAAAGGACAAAGACAAAGUGAAGAAGAGAGAGUGGAAGCGACACGAUUUCCACUACGACAACAUCAUCUGGGCCCUUCUUACUCUGUUCACCGUCUCCACCGGGGAAGGCUGGCCACAGGUCCUACAGCACUCAGUAGAUGUCACAGAGGAAGACAGAGGCCCAAGCCGAGGGAACCGCAUGGAGAUGUCCAUUUUCUAUGUUGUCUAUUUUGUGGUUUUUCCAUUCUUCUUUGUCAAUAUCUUUGUGGCUUUAAUCAUCAUCACAUUCCAGGAACAAGGUGACAAGAUGAUGGAGGAGUGUAGUCUGGAGAAGAAUGAGAGAGCCUGCAUCGACUUUGCCAUCAGUGCCAAGCCUCUAACUCGUUACAUGCCCCAGAACAGACACACUUUCCAGUAUCGGGUCUGGCACUUUGUCGUGUCACCGUCCUUCGAGUACACUGUGUUGGCCAUGAUAGCUCUGAACACUGUCGUCUUGAUGAUGAAGUACUAUUCUGCUCCGACGGCCUACGAUACGGCACUUCGACACCUGAACACUGCCUUCACUGUGCUCUUCUCCUUGGAAUGUAUCCUGAAGAUCAUAGCUUUUGGAUUUCUGAAUUACUUCCGGGACACAUGGAACAUAUUUGAUUUCAUCACAGUCAUUGGCAGCAUCACGGAGAUCAUCCUGACAGACACCAAGCUCUCUAGAAAAUUCAACAUGAGUUUCCUGAAGCUCUUCCGUGCUGCUCGGCUCAUCAAACUGCUCCGCCAAGGCUACACCAUCCGCAUACUGCUGUGGACUUUUGUCCAGUCUUUUAAGGCUCUCCCUUAUGUCUGCCUUCUCAUUGCAAUGCUCUUCUUCAUUUAUGCCAUCAUCGGAAUGCAGGUGUUUGGCAACAUUGAAUUGAAAAAUGGAUCCCAGAUAAACCGGCACAACAACUUCCGGACUUUCACCAGUGCACUAAUGUUAUUGUUCAGAAGUGCCACAGGGGAAUCAUGGCAGGAGAUCAUGCUGUCCUGUUUGGGUGGCCAGUCGUGCGAAAGAGACAUGUCUGCUGCCAUCUCCAAUAAUUCUCUGACAUCUCCCAAUGAGUCGUGCGGCACUGACUUUGCUUACUUCUACUUUGUCUCCUUCAUCUUCUUCAGCUCCUUCCUGAUGCUGAACCUGUUUGUAGCUGUAAUCAUGGACAACUUUGAGUACCUGACACGAGACUCUUCCAUUCUGGGGCCGCACCAUCUCGAUGAAUUUGUGCGCAUAUGGGCGGAAUACGACCAGGCGGCAUGUGGAAGGAUUCACUAUAAGGACAUGUACAAGGUGGUGCGAAUGAUCUCACCACCUCUGGGCUUUGGAAAGAACUGCCCCUACAGGGUGGCGUGCAAGAGGUUGGUGCUGAUGAACAUGCCUGUCGAUGAAGAAAUGUCGGUGCACUUCACCUCCACACUCAUGGCGCUAAUAAGAACAGCCCUUGACAUCAAAAUUGCAAAAGGUGGUGAGGACAGACAGCAGUUUGAUGCCGAACUGCAAAAAGAAAUCAGCUUGAUUUGGCCCCAUCUGUCACAGAAGUCACUGGACCUGCUUGUUCCGAUUCACAAAGCCAGCGACCUAACAAUUGGCAAAAUCUAUGCGGCCAUGAUGAUCAUGGACUACUACAAGCAGAGCAAAGCCAAAAAGCUAAGGCAGCAGCUGGAGGAGCAGAAACAUGCCCCAAUGUUCCAGCGCAUGGAUGCAUCUUCCCUACCACAAGAGAUCCUCUCCAGCGCCAAAGCACUGCCGUUCCUGCCUCAUAGUGCUGGCUCAGGAUUCAGCAGAGGAGGAUUUGUCGCCUUGAGCCCCAUCUCGCCUCAGGAGAUGUUCAUGCAGCCUCAGUCGCCAGACCUGUGUGGGACGGAGUUUGGUGAGCAGCAGCCAAUGGUGACAGAGAGAAGGCAUUUUAAUAGGCCGCUGUGCCCUAAUAAUAGACAAUGUUUCCCUCUUGAAGUGCCGGGACGGGCAGUUUCAAUACGAGCCUCAUCUAUGCCGCGUCUGACAGUAGAACCGCAAGUGGUCACAGACAGCGGUCUGAUGAAACGCUCCUUCUCCACCAUUGGGGAUCAGCGUGUCAAUGGCCUGUGGCUGGAGGAGUACUCCCUGGAGAGGGCUGGCCCAGACGAGUUCUACAGACAACGACGGAGGAGCUACCGGGCACCUGGUUUAAAGCCUGACCACCACCAGGCUGGAGACCGGGAAAGAGGACGGUCUAAAGAAAGGAAGCAUCUUCUGUCCCCAGACGUGUCUCGCUGUAACUCAGAAGAGCGCAGCCCACAGAGAUCUCAUCGGUCCAGGGAGCGCCAGCAGUCCAGAUCCCCCAGUGAAGGAGGAUCUCCCAGCCCACAACGUCAGGGCAACAGUUCAGACAGCCCAGUCCAUUCAACUUCGGAAAGCAGCACUCCACUGCGUGGACGACGGCAGCUGCCACAGACCCCCUCUAAACCACGGCCCCACAUCUCGUAUUCACCACUUGUGCGCCGCUCCACAAACACCUCUCCUCCAGCAAAUGGAAACACCCCAAGGACCAGAGAUUCAGAAGAUACAGCAGAGUCAGGUGACCAGUCGUGGAAUGAGACCGCCCUGUCAGGGCAAAGUUCCAGCCAUCGCUCUACCCCUCAUCGCUACAUCUCAGAGCCUUACCUGCCUCUUCACGAGGACUACAACAGCCCGGACUCAGCUGGAACAGAGGAGACCCUGACCUUUGAGGCUGCAGUGGCAUCAAGUUUUGGACGUUCAAACACCAUCAGCUCUGCUCCUCCUCUCAGACACAGUUGGCAAGUCCCUAACGGGCAUUUCCGAAACCGCCUGGCCCAAUCCAGCUCCGUGGCCGGCUGUGAGCUUUUUGCUGAUACGGAUGAGGAUGACCGCUGCUAAGGAGUCUUUGAUUUGGAUGACCAAAACAAGAAGGAUUUUGUUGUUGAAAAGAGGAAAAACAGCUGCAGUCCUAACGCCCUACAACAUUUUUGAAGUCCUGCAUCGGGAGUGUAAACAUUUCUGAGAGUUGUGGAGUCCGGGAACUGGAACUCUAAAAGCGAUACACCACUAUGAAAUAUAAAAUAAGAGGGAAAAGGUAAAGAACUGCAUGUAGAUGAAUGCUUUAUGAUUAUAUUUCUUACUUAUUAAACGAAGGCCAAAAUUAUUGUGUCUACUUCAGACAAAUCAAAGGUACAAGAAGUACCAGCUGGAUUAUGAAGAAAAAUAAGCAUUCCAUGUAUUACGCAAAAAAGAAUAUUAAUAUAAGAAAAUAAAAGUGGGGUGGGGGAUGCAUGCAAUGUGGUGAAGGUGGGAAAUGAGAUAUCCUCAGUACCGACCUGCCUAAAGACUGUUGCACACUAAUAAUGUCCAUUCGUGAAAGUGGGAUUUGCAAAACAGUCCAAACGAGCCACGCUGACGAUGUCACGGUAGAUGAAACGUGAUGUAUGUAACACCAAAACUAGUCUGACGCACCUAGAUGUUCAAUCGUUGUGAUGACUCAGGCUGCGCAAGAGUAUUUUAGUGGGGUUCGAUAAGAUUUGGGCACAUGGGAGGUGGGCAAACCUCUGUCGGAAUCUUGUGUUCUCCUUGGUCCACCCUUGAUAGGCUCACCUAUCAGUUAAGAAUAUUCUUCCCAGGUAGAGUUUCAGUUGGUAUGUCACAGUAACUCAUCAUAUGUGCCACAGCCUUCCCCAAAAGCAGACAAUGUUGACCUAAGAGGUGUAAAAAUGUUGCUGCCUAAAAUGCCUUUUACACAAAAAGUGCACAACCCAACAUGGCAAAAAUGUUUCUUUAAAGUGCUAUCAUUUUAGGUGACGACGUGCUCAUUGAUCAAAUGUUUGAGAACCGAAUCAACUGAUACUGCCAAAAAUUCAUUUUGUCUCUUCGAGCCUGCCGUGAUUCAAGGUAGGAUUGUUUACACAGACCACCCCGAAGGCUGGAACGCUCAGUUGUUGUCCUCAUGGACAUUUUUGGGGUUCACGAAGUGUUUACCAAAUGCUGUUAGAGACAGCCUACCUGUAAGCUUACGACAGAAAAGUAUGGAUAAAACAAGCACGGGGAGUUGUUCAGCCCCACAAGUACACCGUAAAUCAUGGCUUUGAAUAACAUUUUCGAGUUAAAGGCCAAGCCAUUUUUUAUAUUACAUAAACUAGUAUUUUGUUUGGCUUCUAAGAGAGGAUUUCAAUUUGGGGCUCAAAAAUGCUUAUCACUCCAUUUCAAUCACACUGUUCAGGGGCCAAACAUGAGUAACACAUCGUUUGUACCUCUAAACCACUAGGGAAAGGUCCGAUGCAACAUGGACGCAAUAAGAAAUGAUGGGUCAUUAGCCAAGUCUGCAUUAUCUACAAGUUUCUCUCUCUUUUUCUUUUUCGGUCUUUCAGCUUCACAGGGUGAUGACAUUCCUACAUAGCAUCCCCAUGUCUUCAGCAUGAAGUUUAGUUAUUGCUUCAUUGUGUGCACCCAUAGUUGCUGUACUGGCACAAGCUACUGUGUCGGGCAGAACUUGACCACCAAUAAGGUCAGCAGAGAUCAAAACUAUCAUCCUACUUGUACAGGGCUAACACAACGUGAAUAAAAAUGACACCAAAAAUGAUCAAGUACACAGGAUAAGGCUUAAACUUGACUUUUUUCAGACAGAUCUUCUAAAAAUGUGAUUAUACACUGACCAAAAUGUAUGUCAGAAAAUAGAAUUUGUACAUUUCUUUUGUUUUGUUUUUUUGAAGUUGGGCGAAUCUUUUCUGUCAAAUAUUGUUUCUGUGUAGUUUGUGUUUUAGAUGCGCAAUGAUAAGAAAUGAAGACAGGAGUUUGGAAUUCCUAAAAGCAGGAUGCCUCAGUCUUGGGUUUGGGACAGACCCAUAAAUCUAUAAAAGAAGCCAAAAUAUUCUGUUAUUAUCAAAGCCUUCUACAGGUAAAAAUUAAGUCAACUGGAAAAACUUCCUGUUAAAAGAAACUGUUAGCUGGAAGGCCAAUAUGGGCAAGAAAUGCUAAAAUAUAAUUUGAUAAAGAAGGUAAAACUUUACUUUAGUCACUGCCUAUAAUGUAUCUAUCAGUUGCAUACUGUUACGUAACAAGACAUUAACAAAUGCUUCAUUUGUUCUUAGUAACAUAAAACAUCAGCAAAGUGGCUAUUUAUCUCUACGUGGUUUGGCCCACCUCACUAUGGUGGCACGCCCAGGAGAUGCUACAGUGCCCUCCAUACCGUUUACGACAAAGACACAUUUUUUCCUUUUUUUCCUCCAUGUCACAACUUAAAAUUACAAAUCAAACCAUUCAGACAUGAUUAAAGUGCACAUUGUAGAGGUUCAUUGAAGAGGAUUUGGAUACAUUUCAGUCGCCACACUUUUUCUGUAUGGUCCUCCAAUUUCAAUAAUGUUUAGAACAAAGCAAUGCGGGCGGCACGGUGGUGCAGUGGGUAGCGCUGCUGCCUCACAGUACGGAGACCUGUGGUUCACUUCCCGGGUCCUCCCUGCGUGGAGUUUGCAUGUUCUCCCCGUGUCUGCGUGGGUUUCCUCCCACAGUCCAAAGACAUGCAGGUUAGGUGGAUUGGCAAUUCUAAAUUGGCCCUAGUGUGUGCUUGGUGUUUGUGUGUGUCCUGCGGUGGGUUGGCACCCUGCCCAGGAUUGGUUCCUGCCUUGUACCCUGUGUUGGCUGGGAUUGGCUCCAGCAGACCCCCGUGACCCUGUGUUUGGAUUCAGCGGGUUGGAUAAUGGAUGGAUGGAUGGACAAAGCAAUGCCACGUCUAUUAAAGCCCUCAUAUUUACAACUUUGUCAUGUAUGUUUUUCUACACAGCUCAGAAUUCAUUGUGUCACUACAGUCAGCAGUUCCAUCACCAACGAAGAGAAGUGUCACAGUACCUGUGGCAGCUAUACAUGCCAAUACCAUGACACCUCCACCACCACCAUGUUUAACAGAGGAGGUGGUCUGCUUUGGAUCUCGGGCAGCUCCUUGUUGUCUCCACACUUUGCUCUUACCAUCACUCUGAUGCAGGUUCAUCUUUGUCUACUCUGUCCACAAGACCUUUUUCCAGAUCUCUGCAGGCUCUUAUAAGUCCUUUUUUGCUAACUGUAAUUCCGGCCAGCCUGUUUCUGUGGCUAACUAGUGGUUUGUAUCUUGCAUUGUAGCCUCUUUGUUUCUGUUCAUACCGUCUUCUGCGGUUAGUCAUCUCUGACACGUCCACGUCUGCUUCCUGAAGACUGUUUCUGAUCUUUUAGACAGGCAUUUGGGGCUUUUUCUUGACCAUAGUGAGGUUUCUUCUGUCAUCAGCAGUGGAGAUCUUCCUUGGCCUACCAGUCCCUUUGCUGAAGCUGGGGAUCUGCACUGGCAAUCAGAAGGUUGCCGGUUCGAAUCCCGUAAAUGCCGAAAGAGACUCUGCUCUGUUGGGCCCUUAAGCAAGGCCCUUAACCUGCAAUUGCUGAGCGCUUUGAGUAGUGAGAAAAGCGCUGUAUAAAUGCAAAGAAUUAUUAUUAUUAUUUGCGAUUACUGAGCUCACCAGAGCGUUCUUUAUUCUUCAUGAUAUUCCAGACAGUUGAUUUUGGUCACUCUAAGGUUUUGCCAAUGUCUUGAAUGGUUUUAGUCUUGCUUCUCAGCCUUAUAAUGGCUUCCUUGAAUUUCACUGGCACAGCUUGUGUCCUCAUGUUGAACAAUGGCAACUACAAACUUCAAAGCAAGCUGAGGUAUCUUUGGAAAUCAUGAACCCCCCCCUAAAGAAUCACAAGCACCAGGGACACCAAAUGUCCCAAACAUUAUGGUGCCCUGAAAUAUGGUGGGGGUUUGGCAAGGAUAUAUAUAUAAAUAAUAUUGUGGCAGACAACCAGGGACCAUGCCUGGAACAUGGAUAGACCGGGAGAGGGGCAUUAUCUUUCCCUGGGUGUAAGAGGGCAGCCUCCCUGGUUUCCAUCAGGGCCAUUAUGUGGGGGUCCGUGGCCACCGCCAGGGAGCCCCUGGAUGGUCCCUGAGCCAAAGACAACAGCACUUCCGCCACACCAGGAAGUGCUGCCGAAUCAGGAACCAUGUACGCCCUGAGUGCUUCCGGGUGCAAGGGCAGCACUUCCGCCACACUAGGACGUGCUGCCUGAAGACCUUCACAGAGCACCUGAAGCACAUCCGGGGCAGGGAUAAAAGAGGCCGCCUCACUCCACUCGAGGAGCUGGAGUCAGGUGGCAGUAGACGGAGCUUGCAAGAGAGGAGUGGAGGCGGCUGAAGGAAGGAAAAGGACUGAGUUUAGUGUGGUGACUUGUGCACUGUGUUUGUGCUGUGUGGGCAAAGGAAAAUAACCGGUGCGUGUUUAGGGAGACUUGGAGUCUGUGUCUGUCUGUGUCGAGGCUGGUCUUUCACAAUAUAUAUAUAUAAACUGUUACAACCGAAAUGUAUGCAUAUCCCGCUUAAAUGAAAGUCUGUAAUGUGCACUUUGAUCAAAUCUGAAUUUGUAAUUUUAAACUGUGAAGCAGAGGAGCAAACAUUAUGGAGGGCACUAUAUGUUUCAUAGCAAAUUAAUCUCAACAACCCUCCCUUGCUUAGGCCCGUAUAUGAACAGAGGGCCCAAAAAAAAAAAAAGACAGUAGUCGCUCACAUGUAUUGAGAUGUUGAAAAGAUUAACAGACGCCAAGCUUGUUUAUUUUAGAAAAGUGUUAGUAAGUUCUUCCCAAAUCCAUUUGAUCUGUUCCUUAUAGAGUCUUUUUGAGUUUUUAUAACUAAAAUAAGAAUCCUUUUCCCAAUAAGUAACAUAAAGUAGAUUAGGAUUCUUCAAAAACCAAUAAGUUAUAAGGACAAGUGUGCAGUGAAAAGAAGAACAUUUUAAAACAUACAAUUAAAAGAUCAUCACCAGUGGCAGCUCAGGAAGAAUUGUCACCUCAGACAAGUCACAUGCUACUUGGUCAAAAUGGAAUUAUGUCCUCAAAAAAAUGUGCCCUGUCCCCUCUCAGCACUUUGCCAUUAAAGUUGACCUUUAUAUUUUUUUUUAAUUGUCACUUCACACCCUUGUUUCAGGGAAGAUGGCAGGGGUGGUAGAUCACUCCAAGCAUUUUGCUGCUUUUUUCGAUUUGCCACUGCCCUUGAUCAUGCCACCCUGGUCAAAUGGCUGCUUCUUCUGCAUGGGUGCUUUGGCCCAGACAGAGCACUAACAAAUUAGAUAAUAUCUGCGUGAACUUCCAUCUGCAACAGGAAGACAUAGGCAAAAAUUUAAAAAGCCAGCAGGUGUGAGCUCUUGAGCCUUCAUAAAGUCGAUAACAACUUAAUGACCACAAUCUUUACACAAAGAACGAUAGACACUUGGAAUAAGCGACCAAGUAGUGUGGUAGACAGUAAGACCUUAGGGACUUUCAAAACUCGACUUGAUGUUUUUUUGGAAGAAAUAAGUGGAUAGGACUGGUGAGCUUUGUUGGGCCUGUUCUCGUCUAGAGCGUUCUAAUGUUCUAAUGUUCAUUAUCUUUCUAACCUUCCUAUUAUAUUUCAGUGAUUAGAUUUCACCAUUUUUUUUUUCCAUUUCAAACACACUUAGAAGUUUUCAGAUUCCCCAGGUCACUCAGAACUAGGCCUUCUCUCAGAAUGAUCUUGAGUUUAGUUCUUUGCUGAAGCCACUGGCCAAAAUCCCUUUUUUUAUUGUUUCAAAAUCAGAGCAUUUUGCAUUCAGAUAGGCCGAAAGGUUAAUCUGAAAACAGAAAUAUGCUGUCUGCUUGUCAUUCUGAACUGAAGUUGGCCUUUUACUUACACAAGUGUGUGUCAGUCAAACACAACACAUUUCAGGCCUAAAACUUCAAAGCACAAAUAUUUCAUUCACGGAUGCUGCACUGGUAUGAAGAGGAAAAAAGUACAAACAAUAGAAGCUUAUUCUUCUCCCGCCAAAAAAAAAAAAAAAAUUAUUGCAUUAUUUAUCAAUAAUCUUUGCAAUAUUCUGCAAAGAUAUUGCUUGCUGCUGCUAGUAACAUCUUGCGCAUGUAUGCUUCAGCCAUCUAUUGAUAGUUAUCAAGUGUGAGAUUAAGACUGGCAGCUGUAAAAGUAGAGAAUCGACACAGGAAAGGGUUUGGGGCACGUCCAUGACAUCAUAUAACAUAAAGAAGAUUGAAAUAAAUUGGUCUUUUCGAACACCAGAGUCCAACAAAGAACUGACAGAAAAUGGCUGAACUUAUCUGGAUUCCAGGCAGAGAGGGCAGACAAUAGGAGUGGUGUCAGUGGUGGAAUGGCCGUCAAUCUACCAUUUUGCAGAGGGAGGAAGAGAGAAGGCAUCAGAACACAGCACCGAGCCCUGGUUCAGUGGGUAACGUCCAUCACCACAGAACCUUAAGCUGCUUCCCAAGUGCACGUGCCUGACACAGGUCAGCUUUACCUAGAAGUGCUGAGACUGUGGAGUAGUCCGGCUAAUUUAGGUUGGGCCCUCAAAUGGUCAGUACCUCCAGUGUUACUUCAGAAGUCAGCUUCAUCACCUUCUUAGAUUUGUUUGCAUUCUUUCACCUUCAUAUUAAAGACUGGUAUCUUCUCGUAUGGGUCAAGGUUACAGCUAUUAACCAUCUCCUUUGCAACUUAGAGAUGAAGCCUUACAUCUUUACACACUUUAUUUUUUCAAAGGUCCUUGAGCAGAAACUAUGCCUUCUGUGUUGGGGAAAUAUGUUCAUGAAAGUGGACAACGCAAAGUCCACGUUUAAGUCUCUUCCUGCUUUAGAGUCUCAAUUUUCACUCAAGAUCAGAAAAGGCUCCUUUGCUCUCUGGUCCCAGCCUUUAAGGAAGCGGUUUAAGGUCUACCUUUGUCAUUUUUCUCUCCCUCUUAAGUUAAUCCAUUGAGAGGUCAAGGUGUCCUCAAAUGAUGUAUAUGAAUGUUCUCUGCCAGUCUAGAUUUGGUUCUCAGUAGUGCACAUCUUAACUGUCAGAGCCUUGGAUUGUUAUGAAGUCCAGCUGCAAAUCCACUUCCCUUAUGUCAAUGUGUAUAAAGCCAUUUACAAACAUCUACCUUUGUGUUUCAGGGCUGUAAGUGUAUAAGCCAUGAUUCUUGUAAAUAGGGAGGAUAAAGGAGGGAGGAAAAGGCAGGGCUGAAGUAUAUUUAACAUUCCAGAUCCAAUUCCAGUGCACUUUAUACAUUUUGGGGUACACACAGUAUUUUAAUUUUGCUUCCUUGCUAAGAACAUCUUAGCGUUUCACUGGUGAUCAUAAUAAGCUGGUUGUGGUAGAUAUUUUCUCCAUACGUGUACAAGAACACUUAAAUCCCUGGAACCAAAAAUAGAUUUCGUUGGAGCAAUGAAGAAUUUUUAAUUUUUUGGCACAAUUUACAUACUUAAAAAUCAAGGUGCCAGAGGGUUCCUUCAGAGUGAUGCCGUAAGGGAACAAUUUCUGGUCCCCAAAAGACCCAUCCAUAUGAAGGUUCCAGAAGGAUUGUUUUAUUUAAAUCUGUAACCGAUUCCACAAAUAGCCAUGAGUAGAUGAUAAGAGAUUUGGGAAACACCAAGGCACUCCUAAUUUUAAAAAGAGUCUCACUACAUACAACACCAGAGGCUAUGUUCAGGUUUUCUUGAUCGGCCAUGUCCUGCUUGGUACCCUCAGAGUGAUGCUAUAGGGUUCCCAAAAGACCCAUCCACAUGACGGUUCCAGAAAGAACCUUUAUUUGUUUAGAUCCAUAACAAGCUCCAUACACUAAACAGCCAUUGAACAGAGUACCAGGUCGCCCAUACAACACUUCUUCUGAUUUAGCUUUUGAUCAUGAAUAGCAAAUUCAAUGCUGGAAGUUUCUGGAAAAAAAUUAAAACAGGAUAUCUGGACAAGCUUCCAUGAAUAUUAUUUUAGCCAAGCCUAACCAUGCAGGAAAAUGCUCCUAGUAAAACCAGGCAGUCAUAGGCCAAUUCUCAAAUACAUUCUAACAAUAUAAUGGUUCUGUAACGGUAUUAUUUGGUUCUUUACUGGGUUGUAUGGUUACUUGUAGAACUAUUGUUUGACCAAGCACCAUUUCAUUCUGGGAAGGGUUUUUUUGCAUAUGACCUGGUAUAUGGUCCUUUGUGCUUUGAAAUAUACAUAACAUUAAAAACUGUUUUAGAGGUUUAAAUUUUGACAAAAGUCGAGUCACCUUUGGAGAAGAUGAAAAUAUUACUGAUAAGAAGCAACAAACUGAGAGUGGAUUUUUCAGUUACUGAGAAAGCUGAAUGUGGCAGCACAAAUUUUCCCAAAUUGAACAUACAUAAAUAUAUACCAUCUUGCAUUAUUAAAGUGUUAAUAAUUUGGCUAUAAAUGAUGAUCUCUUUUAUGUGAUAAGAGAUAUCUUCACUUAUCGACUAAUCUGUAAGCGUACACAUGAAAUUUCAGCAAAAUACAAGCAAUUUAAAAACGCAAGAUAUUGUACAAAACCACAGUUCUGUCGUAAAUUUGUUUGUAAGAAAUUAUGGAGAUCUAGAAGUUUGGUUUUAGGUUUUGUGCUCAGUGGAUGACCAGCAUGACCUGACUAAGAAAUGAUGGAUACCAGGAUAAGGGCAAAACUGUGUCAGAGGUCACCAAAAUGUCUCAGCUGAAUGUGGUAUUGUGGUGAAAUCUGGACAGCAAUUCUGCCCAUAAAGAAAUGUUAGCAGUAUUAAAUGACAUAACCAAAAUUGUGACUGAAAUGGCUAAUCGGAAAGUUAACUUUUGUAUUUGCUGGACAGAAUACAACCAAUUGGAAACUGUUCAAUAUUAUGUAGUAACUCGCGUCAAACAACGUUUGGUUUCAAACUUUCCUUUCACUUCAAAACUGCAUUUUACCUUCACCCAUUCUAUUCAACGAACUGUACUGUUUGAAUAUGUCUGGCAGAUUGAGGCAUAUGAGAAAAACAACAUGGGCUAAGAGUUGUGAACAGCCGAGUAAAACUGCUUCAAAUCCGACGUCCAAACCAAAGGGAAUUUUACAGUUGCAUAUGACGGUGAAAUGGUGCCUACGGUUCAAAUAUUUAUAUUAAAUUCUGUAUUCAAAAAUCUAACCUGCCACUUCAAACUAUAUUCCUUUCUAUAAAAUGUGAGCAUUACUGUAGGCCUUGAAUAUCAUAUUGAUACCCGACGUCAAAUGAAGUUUGGGUGGAAUUGAACAUUUAACCCGCAGUGAGCACUGCGGAGUCCGAUUCAGUAUUGGAAGUAUUGUGGUUGGUGACAUUAGUAGAAAAGGCCAUUUAUUAAUUGGAACAGCAAGUUUGUCUUUGAGGGAGUGAUGUCUGUAAGAUCUUGUGAUUUAGUAUUUGUGGCUGUAAGAUGUUGACAUUAGAACAGGAUGUGUUUAAAAAAAAAAAAAAAAAAAAAGUACACAAAUCUCCUUUCAUUUCUGGGAGGUGAGUUUCGGUUUCAUUUCUAUUCUUUGACGUGAUACUUUCACGUCCAUUUCCCCACAAAAUAAAACAGCAAAACAGACCAAUUUAAUUUUUGGCAUAAAAACAGCUCUUGAAUGAGUAAAAUAUGUGCUACUGACCGAAAUCACAUGCCUUGUAGGGCUGCUAAUCUAUUGUAUCGAGUAUCUGUUUGUUAAUCUUCAACUUUCUCCCCAUUAUAUUAAUGUUCCCCUUUGUUAGCCUUCAUUUUGAAACUCGGCUAAAUUAGAUUAAACAAGGUAAAUGAUUACAUGUAGAACACUUGUCAAAUAUUCAAUACGAUGACCGCAUUGACAGUAGUUUUCUCCAACGACAUGAUGUCGCCAGUGUUUCAAAUAGAAAUACAGAUAUGCGUAGGAACAGCACUGCAACAAAUAUCACGUGUUGCAUAAUGAUGAAAACUUUAUACAAAUAGUGCCUUUUAAAACCAUAUGCCGCCUGUCAUUGUGCAUUUGUCAACCAUUUGGGGAAUAAUUGUGCUGCAGUGCUGAAGAUGUAGUGGUCUGUUUGGGAAGUGUCCGGCUCACUAAAUGAGUGAGAUCUUGAGCGACUAACAAAGCUUCUGUCACACUGGACUAGCAGCCAGAACUAGAGAAUUGUUAAUGGGCAAAAUGCAAGGCCACCUGACUAUUCACAUACCUGUUCUGGUUCCCAAAUCAAAUUUAAGUAGGUCUCUACUAGAAGGUUCAAUCUAUCGCUCCUGUUGCCUAAGAGUGCAGUCCAAUUAGAUGUAAUUUAAGUCCUCACCAUCCAAAGAGUCAUCAAUAAUGAAUGGAGACUUGCCUCUCAGAUGUGACAUGGUGCCCAUUGAGAACAGCAGGUGCUAAAGCCACACUCUUUGUAUUUUUCAUGUAAAAAAAAUAAAAGAAUAUAAAUUUCUUGUACUGUAAAAUUGUAUUGAGAGCAUAUGCAACUUUUGUCGUUAACGAGUGUUGCUAUGGGAACAAUGGGGUUGCAUUGCUUGUACUAAUAACACUAAAUCAGACUUCUCGGAGCUGUGUGCAGAACCCUUGCCUCACUGACGAUUUGCUGCCUAUUGGUUAUCCACCUUCAUCGCAGGGCCACCCUCAAGGUUCAACACGAACCCUUUGAGAAAAACUGAACCUGCAGGCCAGUGGAUUCAUGUAAAAUUUGCAAUUGGGAGGUAAAUACAUAAGUGACGAACAUAAUGUAAAAAUGUCC